This is a messenger RNA of Dibothriocephalus latus, 927 nucleotides long. Lineage: Eukaryota; Metazoa; Platyhelminthes; Cestoda; Diphyllobothriidea; Diphyllobothriidae. The record is from the annotation of a GenBank genome assembly.
AUGAAGUCAGUGGGAAUUUUCACCGAAGCAGCACACUUCCGCAUUUUUCCGUUUCAGCGUAUGAAUAUUCGCUUCGAUAAGUACGAACUUGAGUCGCAGUUUGUUAAAAGCGCGGUGGGCGUCGUGGAUAGGCUUAUUGCCUCCCGUUUAGCCAAGAAGGAGAGCGAUGGACGCGUAACAGCCGCUUCACACGAAGCGGGCAAGCGAAUCAAUCUCCUCAAGAGCAACGGCGGUACCCUCUAUCUAACCAGGGACCUCGCAGCAGCCAUCUCUCGUUCCGACGACCUCAAGUUUGACAGGAUGCACUACGUGGUCGAAGAUGGUCAGAGAGAACAUUUCCUCAAUCUACAAAAUCUCCUCUGGCGGUUGGGUUAUGCUUGGGCGGAGCCAGAGAGUUCUCCCUGGCCCCUACACGUUCGCUUCGCUCGCGUCAUUGGAGCCAGUACGAGGCACGGCAGUGGUCUCUUCCUUUCUGAUGUCCUUGACGUUGCCCAGCGAGAAGCCUUUGCGCGAAUGCAAAGAUCGCCGCUUGUUGACGCUACUUCCUCCUUUUCACUAUAUGCUUCUCUUCCCCCUCCCCCGGGAAAAAAAACUAUUCCAUCAGAUACGCGAACUCUGCUCUACGAGAAGGUGGACGAAGAAGGGGCUGGUCCCUCCCCCAGCCUGCCGUUCUGCCGCUUUGAGGAGGUCAGCGAGGAGGCUCGUCGAGUCGCCGACCAGAUGGGCGUAACUUGGUUGGUGGCUGAAAUGCUCGCCAAACCGCGUCUCCUGCCCGUUAGGACGAGUCUCAAAGUGAAGAAUGAGGAGCUUGCCUGCAGGCCUGAUAGCCACUCAGUCGCAGAUCAGCGAGACUUAACUGGUCUGGGUCUGCAGUAUUGCCACGCAAGGCUGUGUAGGUGGGUGGUGUCCCCUUUUUACGUUCUGUGA